Molecule: messenger RNA, 4748 nt
Organism: Harmonia axyridis
Lineage: Eukaryota; Metazoa; Arthropoda; Insecta; Coleoptera; Coccinellidae
Product: ras-GEF domain-containing family member 1B-like
Exons: 9
Coding region: 168-2861 (897 amino acids)
Biological process (GO): positive regulation of GTPase activity; Ras protein signal transduction
Cellular component (GO): plasma membrane
Molecular function (GO): guanyl-nucleotide exchange factor activity
Source: RefSeq, a predicted model, not a curated record
GACAUGUUGUUCAUUAAACAACAAACUCGUGAUAUGUUCUUGUUUUCCUCAGUGAAAUAAACCAUUCCCGCUGUAUUUGUACAACUUGAAACGACAAAUGUGUGAUGUAAAGUGCGAAAGAUAGCGUACACCUCCCCAAUUCUAACACCGAAACCCAGUUUUUCAAUAUGCAAGAUGUCAACAAAGUGGAUAAACCCAAAUUCAGUGGCCCAAAACCGACCAUACCCUCCAAACCGAGAUAUGUGCCUCCUGUUAACCUCAAAACUCAGAAAUUGCAGACCCAGACUGUGAUUUCGGGAAUUCAAAGGCUGCCCAACCCAACGAAUGUUCCAGAUGUCGGUAAACCUCCUAUCAAGACAACGUCUCAAGAAACCUUUUACUCAACAUACAAAGAAAGUUUUUUAGUGCAAGAAAAUGUUCCUACCUCCAAUCCUAACAUAAUGACUUACACAAGAUGCGAUGAUUUUUCUUCCUACAAAGAGAAAUCUACCAGUUUAUCAGAAUCUACUAAAGUAAUAAAGGAAGAACACAAACAAAAAGCUCCAAGUUCUCCCAGCACGGUAUGCUGUAGUAUUCUCCCAAACGCUGCAGGAGACUGUUGUGGAACCCUGAACCUCAAUAAAAAAGAAGUGAAAUGCGGAGAGUUAAUGACUAAAGUAGAUUCUUUGGACUCAAAUUCUUCUGAUUCCGGUGGCUUUAAGGACUUCGUCCAACCUUCAUUUCCCAGUAUUGCUUUAACCCCCGAUGUCCGAAGGUGUGACCUCAGGGCAACACACGAGAGAAAAGCUUCUCAACCUGAAAUUCUAGAGAAGAAAAUUACUGAAAGGAGGAAUCAAACUCACCAACGGCAAACCUCCCAGCCUGACUUGACAUAUCAUGAACCACGACAGUCAUGCGCACAAAAUAAACCAACUGUUGUUCCUUCAGCACAAGCUUUAGCUCUCUUCCUACCAUCAGCUGAUCAAAAGUUGAUGAGGGGUUUCUCUUUUCAAGAACCAGAUAGUACAAGCGUUACCAGGCGACUCUCUCAAUCUUUCCUCUACCCAGAUCGAAAAACUAACGAAAAGACACAACCUCUAACAAAACCGCAUAUAACAGCUCACGUUAACUUCCAGCAAUCAUCCAAAAAAUUAGAAGAAUUGUUUUCGCAAAGAUUAGAAAGGGAUAAGGCACUGAAGAAAGGUGGAACUUGCCUAGUUGAAAAUGAAAACAAACGAGAUAUCGAGGAAAAAUUACAAGUCCAGAAACAAUUUCAGCAAAAACUCCAAGCCGAUAUUCAACAAACUGUGAAACAUAUUCAAGAGAUCCAGAAUACUGAAUUGAGGUUGCCGCAAAAUAGGAAAUGGUCUGAGAGUAAUCGCAGUCAGCCAGCCAUUGGUUUAAAACACACUCCGAAAUCAAGGCCCACGAUAUUCGGAACAGUAGCUUCAGACCACACACUGAAAGAUUGUUCGGGUAGUAGGCGGUGUUUACCUCAAACGCCGCAUACGAAGAGUUUCUCCAGCAACUAUAAUGGGGAUGGUGCACCAGAAAAUGGAGAUGACUCAUCUAUACAACAAGAACAUACACUUGUGUAUAGAGAUGGCAAUCUCCUUUCUGGGUCUCUGGAUGCCUUGAUACAGCACAUGGUACCAACUGAUACAUAUUACCCAGACAGAGCAUACAUAUUCGCAUUCCUCUUAUCUUCAAGACUGUUCAUCAAACCACAUGAUCUGCUAGCAAAAAUACGAAACUUUUACGAAAUCCAGCAAGGUUUAAACAAUUCUAUGGGUGCAGGGAACCCUGGUAGAACUAGAUUUGCUGAGCAUCUUGUGGAUUUACUUGCUGAAUGGACAGAGACUUUUCCUUACGAUUUCAGAGAUGAAAGGGUGAUGCAACAUGUUCAAACAAUGACCCAGCAAUGUUGUAUUCUCAACCCAAGCCUAAGAACUAAUGUUUCUUCCAUACUUCACAACCUUCUUCAACGCUUAACAUCAUUAGAAACCUAUGAAAAAUCACUGGAGAAAUCUCAAGUGCCCUUGGAGGACUUCACUGAUGACAUUACAGAAAUUUGCCCUUUUCCAUCAACUCUAGCACAACAGUUAACUCAAUUGGAAUUAGAAAGAUUAUCUUUUAUUGGUCCUGAGGAGUUUGUUCAGGCGUUUGCGAAAGAGAAUCCUUUACUGGAGACGUCAUUCAAGGAUAUGAAAAAAACAAGAAAUUUGGAACAGUAUGUUCAAUGGUUCAAUAGACUCAGCUAUUUUGUAGCGACACAAGUUUGUAAAUAUCAGAAGAAAAAACAGCGAGUGCGAAUGAUGGAGUAUUGGAUUGAAACUGGCAGGGAAUGUUUCAAUAUUGGCAACUUCAACAGCCUGAUGGCCAUUAUAUCAGGACUGAACAUGUCUCCAAUAUCUAGACUAAAAAAGACGUGGAAUAAAAUUCAUUCUGGGAAGUUUGCCAUCUUAGAACAUCAAAUGGAUCCUAGUAGUAAUUUCAGCAGCUAUAGAAGUACUUUAAAAGCUGCUAUGUGGAGAAGUGCAGGAGCAACAGAUCAACGUCAAAGGAUAGUUAUACCCUUUUUCAGCCUUCUAGUAAAAGAUUUAUACUUUUUGAAUCAAGGAUGCUCGAACAGGCUACCAAAUGGUCACAUCAACUUUGAAAAGUUUUGGCAACUAGCAAAACAAGUUACAGAAUUUAUGGCAUGGAAACAAGUUGCCUGUCCAUUCGAGAGAGAUGUACGAAUUUUAUCUCUACUUCAACAUGGUACAAUUCUGAAUGAAAAUUCCUUAGCCUUAGCUAGCUUUGAUUGUGAACCUCCUGAAAAUAAUCAGGAAAAAGAAAGAUGUAAAAGCCUAAAAGCUGACAGCACCACUACUCUUUAAUUUUAUUUUGUUUCGUUCUGCCAAUGAAAUGAAGUAAUUAUUUCUUAUAUAUGGGAUGUGUAAUUGAAGAUCAUGCAAAUACCAUAAAUUUGAGUGUCAUCAUCUUUGAUUAGAUACUCGUAUAUUUUAAUAUUUCAUAAUGAAAUGAGAAAAGCCUUAAAAUCUAUAUACCUUACUCAAACAUGAGCACUUCAAAAAUUUUGAAUUAAUUCUAGCAACUGAUUUUACAGAAAAUCUUUUUAUUAUUGUUUGUUAUAAGUUAUUUGUAUAUAUUUAUAUAUGUUUGUACAAAAUUUUGUUUUCGAACAUUUGUGAUUUAUGAUAUUUUAGAACAAGUUCAAACUGCACAAUUAUAUGUAAGUAAAACUGCUUUAUAAGAGUCUAAACUAAUGGAUAUUAUUAAGUAUUGCCAUCUUGAUGUUUUUUAUUAUAUUAUGUAUAUAAAAUUUUGUAUAUGUAGGGAAAUGAGCAGAUUGAGCAAGCUAUGGUUAAUAUAUUAGCAUUAAUCUCAAAUUGAGUGUUUAUAGAGAUUUUCCUUUCACUUCAAAUAUUUUAAAUUUUCAAUAAUCUGAAAAUGAAUGAAUAAUCCUUCAUUAAUUUUCAAAAUCUUCUGUUUACAUCAAGUAAUAUUUCCUCUGAAUCCAAUAUAUAAAAUUUCUUCCAAUGAAAAGGUACAUUUAUUUAAAUAUUGUAUUAUGAAAAUAUUCUAAAUUUAGUCUUUUCACUCCUUGCCAUCUCACCUGAAAAAAGAUCAUUAAAGUGAUCAAUUAAAUGCAUUUCCUAUAGUUUCAAACUAAAGUGUUGUUGUUUCCAAAAAUGUGUGAUGUGAAUUUUUAGACAUAUUUUAUACUGAGUGCUCUAAUAGAUAUUUUUUUGUCUUGUGAAUAAUUUAUUACGAUGCCUAAUAUUUUAUACAAUUUGAUGUACUUAAAACAGAUCAAUGAUAUUGACCAACAUAUAACAGUAUUGCUAAUAGAUAUUAAGAUUAAAUUUGGAAUUCAAUUGUUAUCUCUUCAUUCAGUAGUAUUAAAACAUUUAUUUUUGUGUUAAUAUUUAUUACUAUAAAAUAAGUCCAAUGGAUAACUCACAGUUUUCACACUUUUGAUAAGUUGAUUGCUAUUUUAUAUUGUAUGAACUAAGAUAUAACAGAACCAAUUUAAAUUUAUUCACUAUUUGUUGAAGUCAAGAAUUAAUACAAAGUAAGUUGAAUCUCAUAAAUUUUCCAAUAGAAACAUUCCGAAUAGUUAUCUCUCUUAUAAGAAAGAUAACUAUUUGAAAGAUAAAUGUUUCUAUUGGAAAACUUAUAAGAGUCAACAAAUACUGUAUUAAUUCUUGACUUCAACAAACACUGAAUAAAUUGAAAUCGGUUCUUUUUUAUAGAUAGAUGUUGAUAGAUAUCUUAUGAGAUAUCUAUCAAUGGGGCAGAAAAUGUGAAAAAAAUCUGUUUAAUUUAAUAGAUCGAUAGGUUCGGAGAACAAUAUCUCCAUAUUUAAAUAAAUACCUAAUAUUUUCUUGCUACACAUGUAUUCUUUCAAAGAAUGUCUCUUGUUGGACUCCUCAUUUGUGAUUUAAAAUAGGUAUAUACCACAUAACCUGUUGAAAUAUUUUCAAAGUAUUUAAAAAAAAUCAGAAAUAAAUUCUCCAGAAAGUGUCAAUCUACAAUGAGCGAUUCACAUUCAAAAUUGAUCAAAUAUUUAAUUAAACCAACCUAUGAAGAAUAUUUCUUAAAAGUUUCCUCUCAUCAAACAUUGUUCCAUAUUCAUAUAGGCUGCAAAAAUAUUUUAAAGACUAAUCUAUCAGUAUUCUAGUCAAUGUUGUAUUGUAAUAAUUAAUAACUAAUUGUAAUGUAAGAGAUCUUUUAUAUAAAUUAAACUGUUGUAAAAUCUA